UCUCGAAUCGAAAAUAUCGUGAUCUUAGUAGGGUUUCUUCCCUCUCCAAAACUCUAUCAAAUAAAUAUCCUAUCAUUUCUUUGUUUUUUUUAUUGUUUUACCCAAAUUUUUUCUUUUUAAGUUUGCAUAUGUAUGUAUAUAUAUCUCAACCCAUUCCAAACCAGCAAAGAACAUACAAAAACAGAACAAUGGUUUCCCAAGGCAGCAAUAGUGCGUCCUCGUAUCCUAUCAAAACCAUAGUGAUAUUGGUCCAAGAAAACCGCUCAUUCGAUCACAUGCUAGGCUGGUUCAAGUCCCUAAACCCUGAAAUCGAUGGCGUUACCGGAUCCGAAUCCAACCCCAUUUCCACAUCCGACCCGAACUCACCCAUGGUCUUCUUCAAAGACAAUUCCGAGUACGUAGACCCUGACCCUGCUCACUCCAUCCAAGCCAUUUACGAGCAAGUAUUCGGCCACCCUUGGAGCUCUGACCUCCCUAACCCACCCCAUGAACCCACAAUGAAUGGGUUCGCUCAAAACGCUGAGAGGACCGAAAAGGGAAUGGCAGAGGCAGUGAUGAAAGGGUUUAAACCUGAUGCGGUGCCUGUUUACAAAGAGCUGGCGUCCAAGUUCGGAAUAUGUGACCGGUGGUUCGCGUCGGUGCCGGCUUCAACGCAACCGAACCGGAUGUUUGUGCAUUCAGCUACAUCGUAUGGACAGACGAGCAAUGACGCAAUAAAGCUGAUCAAAGGGUUUCCUCAAAAGACAAUAUUCGAGUCAUUGGAUGAAAGUGGUUUUAGUUUUGGGAUAUAUUAUCAAUACCCUCCCUCCACCUUGUUCUUCAGGAACCUUAGACAAAUGAAGUACUUAAAAAACUUUCAUCAAUUUGAUUUGCACUUCAAGAAACAUUGUGAAGAAGGGAAGCUUCCAAACUACGUGGUCGUCGAACAACGAUACUUUGACCUCUUGUCGGUGCCUGCGAACGACGAUCAUCCGUCCCACGAUGUCUCAGAAGGACAAAAAUUUGUUAAGGAAGUAUACGAGGCACUACGAAGUAGCCCCCAGUGGAAAGAAAUGUUGUUGGUAAUCACAUAUGAUGAACAUGGUGGAUUUUAUGACCAUGUUCCAACACCUACAACUGGGGUUCCUAGCCCUGAUGAUAUUGUCGGUCCUGAACCUUAUCAUUUCAAGUUUGAUAGGCUUGGUGUUAGGGUUCCUACAUUUUUUGUUUCUCCAUGGAUUGAACCUGGAACUGGUAAGUCUAGUGAGUCUCCAUUACUGUUGUCGUUUAACUUGGGUUAUUUAGAUCAUGUGUGUAUGGUAAUGGAAUUUGCAGUGAUACAUAGGCCUUUAGGCCCAUAUCCUACUUCAGAAUUUGAGCAUUCAUCAAUUCCUGCAACUGUCAAAAAGAUUUUCAACCUGAAAGAGUUCCUAACGAAGCGUGAUGCUUGGGCUGCUACUUUUGAAGGUGUUAUAAACAGGAAGAACCCAAGAGUAGAUUGUCCUGUUACAUUACCCGAACCGGUGAAGAUGAGACCUACUGAAGCAAAAGAGACGGCGAAAUUAAGUGAUUUCCAAAAAGAAUUAGUACAAAUGGCAGCAGUGCUGAAUGGAGACCAUAAAAGUGACAUGUAUCCACACAAACUUGUGGAGAAGAUGACAGUUGCAGAGGCUGCCAAGUAUGUGAAUGGUGCUUUCAAUAAGUUCUGUGAUGAAUGCCAAAGGGGAGGGAUCCAUGAAUCUGAGAUUGUUGAAUUAGGAAAACAAGUUGAAAGGCCAAAAGGCAGAUCUUUUAUUUACAAGUUUUUUAAAUGUCUUGUCUGCCAUGAUUGAAAUCUUUACAGUUUUAGGGCUUAUGUUUGGAUAAGAUAUUUUUAUAUUUACUCAUUCGUUUUAAUAAAUUUAUAGUAUCCAUCCA
Gossypium raimondii (Peruvian cotton) is the source of this 1896-nucleotide messenger RNA. Its product is annotated as non-specific phospholipase C4. Gene Ontology annotation, molecular function: hydrolase activity, acting on ester bonds. The transcript has 3 exons. The coding region runs from base 129 to 1811 and encodes 560 amino acids. Lineage: Eukaryota; Viridiplantae; Streptophyta; Magnoliopsida; Malvales; Malvaceae. Gene Ontology annotation, biological process: phospholipid catabolic process. The record is from RefSeq and is a predicted model, not a curated record.